UACACAAUGAAGAUUAUCUUUUUCUUGGUGCUCGCUGGUCUCAGCCUCUCUUAUGGCUUUGAAUGUAUACAGAAACUUCAAGCAGAGACUAGUCUGGAGUGCUUGCAAAAUGCAUUAAAGAUUGCUCCAACAUUUCUUGAAAAAUUGGUAUACUUUCUGUGUAACUAUAAAAAAGGGAUUGAAAACAAUAAAAAAGAAUUUGAAGACGCUCUCCGUGAAUUGAUAGAAAUACUGGAAUGUGCGGGCUGUACUGUAGAUAAACUUAUCGGCACAAAAGUCACAAUUGAAGAUCUUUUAGGAGAUAUUGGAGGGGCUGGAAAAGAUGUAGUCUAUGAAAUCCUAAAAAUUGCUGAUAAACUAAAAUUAACUGGACCUGUGGCAAACUUAGCAUGCAGCCUGCUCAAAGGUCUUGGUACUCCUGGUGGUCUUGUUAAUCUUGGAGGGAUCCUGAGUGGUGUCUUGGGUUAAGUCAAGAACUAAACUCCUAGCCGUCAACGAAACAUGCUCUUGACGCAUGUAGCUGAAUAGAAGAAGUUGCAAAAAGAAAAAGAAAAACACAUCAA
Bufo bufo (common toad) is the source of this 563-nucleotide messenger RNA. RefSeq names its product ranaspumin-like. The record is from RefSeq and is a predicted model, not a curated record. Bases 7 to 468 code for a protein of 153 amino acids. The transcript is spliced from 9 exons. Lineage: Eukaryota; Metazoa; Chordata; Amphibia; Anura; Bufonidae.